AUGGGCAAACGAGAACUGGCGCAAAUCAUCGCCGCGCAAGAGUGGCACGACCCCACGAAGUGGGUCAGCAAGAAGAACAAACGAGAGGAAAACGCAGCGGACGAGAAGAAGACGCGAAAGACGAACGUUUCUUCGGGUUCCGUAAAAAAGGUCAGGAAAAGUACGGAAACAACGAGAAAGACGAACACAUCAUCGUCGGCGAACGAGAAGACGAAAGAUAAAAAAGAAGAAUCGCAAUAUUCAAAGUCGUCGAAACUUUCGACGAGAGAAACAACCACCGCUGUCGUCGCGAGCGCGCGGAGUAAAAGCGUCACGCCGGCGAGCGAAGAGGAGAAAAAAAAACUCGACGACGAUGAUGAUGAUCCCAGGAGGACGUUUGACCUCUUGGGAAAUGUUGGGGCUGCUGCCACUGGGAAAAAAAGAGGGACUUUGACGAGCGCGGAGGAAAAGUUGGCGAAGAGGAAAGACAUUGAUGAAGAAGAAAAAGAAGAAGAAAAAGAUGCUGGUAGUAAAGAACCGGAAACGACUCUGAGAACGCGCGUGAAAGUGAAAGAAGAAGAAGGGUCUCCUCCUCCUCCUUUUCCUCUACGCGCGAGCGCGAAGAAGGCCCCGAUCGUUGAAAAGGAAAAAGGAGAGAACGGCGUGUCUCAUUCACCACCAAAACCAACGAAGGUUCUUGACGACGAAGAAAAAAUUAAAGAAGAUCCGAUGGUGGUAGCCGGGUUGAAAGAAACGAUCGUCGCGGUAAAAAAAGUUUCGCCACCGACGCUGCCGACGCUCGUUGAUCACGUGAAAGCGUUGGAAGAAGGGCGGGAAGAACUGCCAAUUCUGAAACCAAUUCUGCCGGUGUGUUUUUAUUGUAAGACAAAUUCGCAUGGUGUAGAAACAAAUGGAAUGUCGUCGCUGGUAGAGUGCGGUAGGUUUGCCGAGGAUGUCAACACGAAACCGAUGUACGCAAUCACGUCGAGAUUUGCGGAAGGGACGAAAGAACGGUUGGCGGUGGAGCACGCUUUGGUGCAUGAGUUGAGUUCAUUCGGCAAGACGAAAUCGAAAGAGGAAAAGUUCGCGCAUGGCACGGUGACUGGAGCCGAGGAAUACGAAAUGGAACAAAAACGUACUCGUCCCUCGUCUCAUACCCCCACUAGCGUGGUUAUUCAAGACGUCGCCGAAAAAGUUGCCGAAAAAAAACAGCACCGAAAGAAGCCAGCUGCGGAAAAAAAGCAAUCGUACACGGCAAAACUCCAAGAGUUCAAAAGAAUUCGUCAGGUGAAUCAAGAUAACGAAGAUUUGGGACUAUUCGACGCCGCGGCGACGUUGAGUUCCUUCUCGAUCGGAAUGAAGACGGUAAGUGGGAACAAAUCGAGCGGAUCCGGUGGUAGCAUUAAAAAAAUGAAGAACCCUUCAACUCCGAGCGCGGCUGACGAUAACAACGCGGCCGUCGCGGAGGAAGGGAAAAUAGAAUACACUAAAACAGGAAGAAUAAAGAAAGCAAAGAAGAAGUAUAAAAAAAGCCUCGUGGGUAUUUUGGACCCCGCGUCCGAACGCAAGAGAAAGUACAAAGAAGGCGUAGAAAACUUUUUGAAGUUGGCGACUAUCCGAGCGCACAUGAAAGAACCGGAUGAUCCAAAUUUCCUUCAUCGCCCGGCGAGUUUACGAACGAGAGUCGAGCCGGAUGCUUUGACGUUAUUCAGCGGAGGCAAAUGGCGCUUAGUGCAAGGCGAUGACAUGGCGCAGGCAAACGAAGCGAUGCAAGAGGAGAGCGCGAGGCAGCCGCCAGAAGAGAACCUUAGCUACGAAGAGGCGUUGCAGAGAUCUCAAGCAGAAAAGGAAGCGAAAGUGUUGGCAACACAGAAAGGUCACGAAGAAGACAAAAAGGAGGACGACGAAAAAUCAAACCCGUUACGAAAGGAUGCGAAUCUAGGGGCUAAAGAUAUGAUGGAGAAACGAGGGAUCCAAACGGCUGGGGAGUACGCCGCCGUAGAAUCGAAAGAAGACGACGGGACCUCGAAAAAUCCUUUGGAAGAAGAGUCGGCAAAAGUUCGGAAAGUGACGGAUGAUUUACCGCCUGGCACGAAAAAUGUCACCAAACCGACGACGAGAGAAGAUCGUACGUUGCAAACCAUGGUCAGCACGGAGACGAAGACGACAAAGUCGAGUGGGAGUAAGUCCAAAUAUAGCACCGAAGGUAUGAAGUUUCAACGCGUCGAUGCGCCACCGGAUUACGAGAAGCCAAUUUUGCAACCCAAAAGAAAACGAUUCGCAAAUAACCCUUCGUUUGGCAUCACGCGCGCGAUGAUCGAACAAAGAUUCCACAUGCCGCUGCGUGAAGCAGCCAAGGAGGUGGGAGUUGGUCGAACAACCUUCAAAAGAGUCCUUCGCUUACACGGCAUCGAACGAUGGCCGUCGCAAAGUUUAAACGCCAAGAAGUUGACGAUGAAAACGAUCACGUCGUUGAUGUCUUUACCCAUGUCCAGAAUGGAAAACAAUUUGGACGCGCAAACUUUGGAUUCACCGUCCAUGAAUGCGACUUUGGAAGAUAAAGAACGAGACGAGGAACAAAAGAAGCAAAUGGAAAGCCUCUCGAAUGGCAUUUUUACGAAGAACUCCAACGGUACCAACGGAGAAGGUCGGCCAAAAAUUCCAAACAUCGCGUUGAACAACAACAACAUCAUGAAUUUAAUACUCAACGGCGCCGCGGCUGGUAUUUCGCCGGAGAAAAGUAAUUUAUACUCCUUGGGUGGUAACAUCGCUGCGGGAAGUGGGAACAAAUCGUUGAAAACGAGCGACUUGAGAGGUAUGUCAGAUUUGCGAAACUACAACGCCAACGUCAACGCGCUCGCCGAUAACGUCACGUUUGGUUCUCUGCGCGGGUUAUCCGACAACACGUUUAAUAAUAAUAACAACAACACUCGCGCUUGA
Molecule: messenger RNA, 2919 nt
Organism: Bathycoccus prasinos
Lineage: Eukaryota; Viridiplantae; Chlorophyta; Mamiellophyceae; Mamiellales; Bathycoccaceae
Product: nit2-like protein 2
Exons: 1
Coding region: 1-2919 (972 amino acids)
Source: RefSeq, a predicted model, not a curated record